CCAUAAACCGUGUCGGGCCCAACUCGAAUCAAUUCUUACUGUAGAAUAUCAGGCACGUUUUCACAUUACGUUUUUUAGGAGGGAUAAUUAAUACAGAGCAGGCAACUUGAAUGAACUCUGAUUGCUUUUAUUAUAAUUUUUACAUUACAAACAGUGGAAAUAAUUUUUCAUGCGAAGAGAGCUACUGCAUCAUGGAAAAUGGGUUCCGGAAUGAAAAAGUCCAAACGAGGUGCCGGGUACUGUUCCAUGGAAAUUCCCCAAGUUUAUAUUGUUAGGUUUCUUGCGCUUGAUGGCUGAAAUCGUUCGAAGGGGUCUUCCAAUAAAGAGCACGUGACUUCUCACUCUUUCCCGGUCCUGUUCUUGUAAUUCAAUACAGAGCCAAAAUAUAAUGUGAGACAACUGACCGCUGCGCCUGUUGAAGAGUUGGGCUGUAGUAUGCAUGUGGGGACUGGACACUUGGAAAUCAGACACUGACCGCAAGGAAUACAUACAUUUUUCUACGUCUUUCUGGGAAUAAAACAUUAGUUUAAUAUCAAAUGUGUGAAAUAAUAUUUAGUCGGAUUUUUCUUGGGUUUCCCGUACUUCUCCUCUGGAUGUCAGGUGGGCUGGCACAUGCUGCCUGUCCUCUUGAGCUCAACCCUCCCAGAUUGGUGGUGAGAUAUGGAGACUCAGUCUCAGUCAACUGCAGCACAUCAUCCACGGACCACGAGGGGAUGGGCUGGGAGGCCACAUUCGGAGGUACAAGUUUAGAACAAGAUGUCAUUGUUGUCACCUGGACUGUGAAGAAUUUGACAGACUGGACAAUACAACCUAAAUGCUACAUCACAUCAAAAGAUGGAAAGCAGUGUUUGGAAACGUUUCCUGUCAUUUUAUACAAGACUCCAGACAGAGUCUCCAUCUCUGUUCUGAACCACUCUGGUCCCAUGGUGGAGGGGACACAGUACCAGCUGCAGUGUGACAUUCAGAACAUCGCUCCUCUACAGAACCUGGUUGUGAAGUGGUACAAAGGGAAUGAACCCUUAGAUAAUGUCACUUACAGUCACGUCAGUAAGAGACCAGUGGAUGUGUCAGCUACUCUGAUGAUCAGCCCCAGUAGAGAUGAUGAUGGAGAUCAGUAUAGAUGUAGAGCAGAACUGGACCUGGGACCAGAGGGACCACAACCCCAUCCUACAGUGACAUCAGAACCUCUCAACAUUACUGUGCACUAUGCUCCUGAGUUCCUUCCAGGAAAUGACACGGUGGAGGUGAGUGCAGGCAGUGAUGUGUCUCUGGACUGCAGUGCUGAGGGGAACCCUCCUCCUGAGCUGAGGUGGACCAACAACAUUGCAGAGGGAAAUGCCAAUGAGACCACUGUGGGGCGCCUGCGUACUCUCAAUAUCUCCAGAGUAACAGCUAAUGCAACUUACAACUGCACAGUCACAAAUAGACUGGGCUCCAUCACCAAGCAGAUACAUGUCUUAGUAGAUGUACCUCCACAACAACACCCAACGAUGUUCUCCACAGCACCUUCAAUUCCGGAAACUAUGACCACCCUUCCAGGAACAGCCAAGCCAAAAUUAGUUACCUUUCCUCUUGAGCUCAACCCUCCCAGAGUGGUGGUGAGAUAUGGAGACUCAGUCUCAGUCAACUGCAGCACAUCAUCCACAGACCAUGAUGGGAUGGGCUGGGAGGCCACAUUCGGAGGUACAAGUGUAGAACAAGAUGUCAACGUUGUCACCUGGACUGUGGAUAACCUUACUGAUUGGACAAUAGAACCCAAAUGCUACAUCAAUCUCAUUGAUGGCAAACAACCCUCAAUAGUACUUCCAGUCAUUCUCUACAAGACUCCAGACAGAGUCUCCAUCUCUGUUCUGAACCACUCUGGUCCCAUGGUGGAGGGGACACAGUACCGGCUGCAGUGUGACAUUCAGAACAUCGCUCCUCUACAAAACCUGGUUGUGAAGUGGUACAAAGGGAAUGAACCCUUAGAUAAUGUAACUUACAGUCACGUCAGUAAGAGACCAGAGGAUGUGUCAGCUACUCUGAUGAUCAGCCCCAGUAAAGAUGAUAAUGGAACUCAGUAUAGAUGUAGAGCAGAACUGGACCUGGGACCAGAGGGACCACAACCCCAUCCUACAGUGACAUCAGAACCUCUCAGCAUUACUGUGCACUAUAAGCCAUGCAUCAAUGCAUCUGGACUGCCAGUGAGGAUACCUGUGUUCAGGGGCUAUCCUGAGGAGUUAGUGUGUGAGGCUGAGGGUUACCCACAGCCCAGGAUAAAGUGGGUCUAUGACCCAGCGAAGCAUGUCCGUGAGGCGGGAGGCAACCUGACUGUCUUUGAGGCAGGGCUCUACAACUGCACCGCCACCAACGACGUGGCGACGAGCUUCAUUGUGGUAGAGGUGGUUUUAAAUGAGGACUACCUGCCCCUCAUAGCGGGCUUCGUGGCCUUCAUGGUCGUGGUCAUCUCGGUCAUCUUCGUCGUCAUCUACUCCAUCUACUACAAGAACAACAAGAUGGGCCGCUACAGCCUGAAGAAGGCCAAGCUCAGCAGCACGCCCAACGGCAACGUGGCGCAGAACGGCGGCCGGGACACUCCGUUCCCGAUGACUAAACUGUCUCAGCCAAACAUCUACUUCUAGGAGAACCAAGUUUUAUUGGGAUGGCCCACUGAAUGAAGAGCCCUCUUUCCUUGCUGAGAGACUAAGUGACUAAGUGAGAGACCAAAUGGUUGAGGUGGUUGAGGGGCUGGUCACAACUCAUUCAGCUGUCAGAUGCAGGUCUGGAUUGUGAUAGUUGGGAGUGUCUCCUGGCUCUCCUCCAACCUCCCUAUGCUUCAUAUGCACUCCCUUUCCUCUUUAGCACUAAGAUUUGAAGUACAGAUCAGUCCCUCUAUUUCCCCUUCUACUGGAGAACCUGAUGAGGUAGAAUAACCUCUGUUUUUAGUGUGAGCUAUAUGAUCUAUUCUACACAUUCAAAGUGUAGCUGAUCUUUUCUCUGAAGGACAAAAAGAGGCAGCAAAUGGACAAGGUGAAAGCUUUUUGGAAAUUGGUUUAAUUGAAAUAUAUGUUUUAUAUGACUGGUUUUGGAAAAACUGGUUUGUGUUGCAUAAGCACCAACAAGGGAAUUGUUAUGUCAUUUUGAAUGUCUUUUUUUAGUUUGGUCUGAUGACAAUGUAAUUUCUGUCACAUUAAGCAAUUGCUUGAAGAGCAGCACAUGGUUGAAAUUGUGAGAAUGUCUCCUUUGCCUGGAUGUGAUGUCUUGCUUGUGACAAGAAGCUUGGAGUGUAAACCUGCAUUACAAUGGAGGCUGCUGAGGGGAAGACGGCUCAUAAUAAUGGCUGGAACGGAGUGAAUGGAAUGGCAUCAAACACAAGGAAACCAUGUUUGAUGUAUUUGAUACCAUUCCAAUAAUUCCACUCCAGCCAUUACCACGAGCCCGUCCUCCCCAAUGAAGGUGCUACCAACCUCCUGUGCUACAGUAUAUGCACACAACCUCUUUAGGUUGUGAGCACAAUGAUCACUGAAACCAAUUAAUGUAGCCUACAUGUGAAAAGUAUUAUUUCCCCAGAGUACGGAUUAUAUCGUGACAUGAAGGGGGUCUCCGUUUUUUUACGUGACUUCCUACAUUUUUUGGGGGGGAACUAAUAGUAAAGAUGUAUUGUAAUGGUAAACAUUAUUACCUUUUAAUGUGGCAUGAACACAAACAGUCAUGAUGCGUUCAUCUGAUUCUCAAAAAAAUCACUUCAAAAAUUAAGCUACCUGUGCACUUUUGUCCACAAAAUAAUUCCAGCUUCCAACAGUGCACCCGCCAUUUCAUGAAGGGAAAGAGACAUCUGUUACAAAACACCAAAAAGUGUGAUGACAUUGGGCGAUUGUCAGGAAGCCUACACUCUUGUAGCCUGAAUUCAUUGAUGCGUCUUGCUGACAAAUUGACUGAAAAAAUAUAUAUAAAAAUCUGGACACCUGAAAAGGGGCUGAAAUACGGGAAGCAACUACAGCUGUCUGUCCCAAGCUCAUGUGAGGGCCCAGUUGAAACAUUGUUGCAAAGCUCAAAACAGACAUCAGAGAGGCAGACAGGCGGAGAAUGAAUGCGAUUGAAAGAACAGUGGGGAACACAUUUAGGGGAGCUCAUGUCUCAUUUGGGGGUCAGAGCAACUCUGUUACUACUCUACACUGUUCCACUGCAUCUGGAGUGUUCAGUGUUUUAACUGCAUCACUGUAAUGCCUGACUGCAUGUGAGUUCUGAAUGUGUGGAGGUACAGGCUGGUGGCGGUGGUGUAUCACCGUCCAAACUGCAGCAACUACAUGAUGCCAUCGCGUCAGCAUGGACCAACAUCCCUGUGGAACGUUUUUGACUUGUAGAAUCCAAGACCCGAAUAAUUCAGGCUGUUCUGGACGCAAAGGGGGUCUGACCCGGAACUAGAUGGGUGUGCAGUGUGUGUAGUCUACGCAAACUUCUGUGGAGAUCUUUUGUUUCACAGUCCACUCAUGUCAAUACUACUGUAUUAAGAAACCUUUUGUAUAAUAUUGCUUUCAGUUAUCAUUAAAAUAUUUAGUUUUUAUUAUGAUAAAAA
Molecule: messenger RNA, 4555 nt
Organism: Oncorhynchus keta (chum salmon)
Lineage: Eukaryota; Metazoa; Chordata; Actinopteri; Salmoniformes; Salmonidae
Product: vascular cell adhesion protein 1-like
Exons: 8
Coding region: 537-2621 (694 amino acids)
Biological process (GO): cell-cell adhesion
Cellular component (GO): membrane
Molecular function (GO): integrin binding
Source: RefSeq, a predicted model, not a curated record